This is a messenger RNA of Chaetomium fimeti, 3680 nucleotides long. Its product is annotated as Dolichyl-phosphate-mannose-protein mannosyltransferase-domain-containing protein. Gene Ontology annotation, biological process: protein O-linked glycosylation via mannose. Gene Ontology annotation, molecular function: dolichyl-phosphate-mannose-protein mannosyltransferase activity. The record is from RefSeq and is a predicted model, not a curated record. NCBI's taxonomy places the organism in Eukaryota, Fungi, Ascomycota, Sordariomycetes, Sordariales, Chaetomiaceae. Bases 411 to 3302 code for a protein of 963 amino acids. Gene Ontology annotation, cellular component: membrane; endoplasmic reticulum. The transcript has 6 exons.
GGAAAGGAUGCAUGCCUGUCAGCGCGCCGACACUCAAAUGCCCCUUUCCGACGAGCCUGCCUCAGCUUUCCAGUUACCUAUCCUUCGAGGUCGAAGCCAGACAACGACAACACUGGCGAGUCUUCUCGUCCUCUUCUUUUCAACGCCAUCUGUUUCUUCUUCUGUGGCUGUGGAUUCGACUUUCUCCCCUUUUUCUUUUUUGCGCACCAAUGGUAACUUUGUAAUUGAAGCUUGACAACUUCGCGACUCUCGUUAAUCCACCCGUUUUAUGAUCGGCGUGUCUGUGGCUGCGACUGCCACACCGUUUCGACACACGCUUUGAACCCUGCCGGGCGACUCCAACACCGCAAGCAACACCGAGUGCAUCGCGAUUCCCAUUGUCUCGAUAAUUCGCUCACGAAACGCCCUUUAUGGCUCGAUCGGCGAGCUCGAAGCCGCCGGCCGUGCGGGCGUCCUCCCCGCCGGUGGCAUCGGAUAUCAGUCAAAAGCCCAAGACGAAGGCAACGAAGCGCAAGGAUGACUACUCGUCCGAGGGCGUCGAGGAUAACGAUGUCUUCCUGCUCCCAGGCUCGGAUUUCCAGCUCCUAGUUGCGAUCACGGUGCUGGCUGCUGCCGUGCGCCUGUUCCGCAUCUACCAGCCCACCAGUGUCGUCUUUGAUGAGGUCCAUUUCGGCGGCUUUGCCACGAAGUACAUCAAGGGCAAGUUCUUUAUGGAUGUACACCCUCCGCUCGCGAAGUUGAUGAUCACGCUCUUCGGCUGGGCUGCUGGGUUCGACGGAAGCUUCGAUUUCAAGGAUAUUGGCAAGGACUACCUCGAGCCCGGCGUCCCAUACGUCGCCAUGCGCAUGUUCCCGGCCAUCUGCGGUAUUCUGCUCGCUCCGACUAUGUUCCUGACCCUCAAGGCUUCCGGCUGCCGCACUUUCACGUCGGCUAUGGGCGCUGGUCUCAUCAUCUUUGAGAAUGGCCUCCUCACGCAGGCGCGUUUGAUCCUUCUCGACUCUCCCCUGAUGAUUGCCACCGCUUUCACCGCCUUUGCCUUCACGUCGUUCACAAACCAGCAGGAACUUGGUCCCUCCAGGGCUUUCGGGUUGAGCUGGUGGUUUUGGCUUGCCAUGACUGGGCUUGGCCUGGGCAUGACUGUCAGCAUCAAGUGGGUUGGGCUGUUUACCAUCGCUUGGGUUGGCCUCUUGACUCUAGUCCAACUUUGGGUUCUCCUGGGCGACUAUAAGACUGUGACGACUCGUAUUUUGACUAAACACUUCAUGGCCCGGGUGUUCUGCCUGAUCAUCAUUCCCGUCACCUUCUACAUGGCCAUGUUCGGAAUCCACUUUCUCUGUCUCCAGAACCCGGGCGACGGCGACGGCUUCAUGAGCUCCGAGUUCCAGUCCACUCUGAAUUCCAAGGGCAUGAAGAACGUUCCGGCCGACGUUUUGAUGGGUAGCCGGGUCACCAUCAAGCACGUGAAUACGCAGGGCGGGUACCUCCACUCCCACCCCCUGAUGUAUCCGACGGGUUCCAAGCAACAGCAGAUCACCCUCUAUCCUCACAAGGACGACAACAACCUUUGGCUGCUCGAGAACCAGACCCAGCCGCUCGACAUCAACGGCGAGCCGAUCAACGGCACCAACGCCUGGUACAACAUCCCCGACACGCCUUACGUCGAGAACGGUGCCGUGCUCCGCUUGUACCACCUCCCCACCCACCGCCGUCUCCACUCCCACGAUGUCCGCGCGCCCGUCACCGAGGCCGACUGGCAGAACGAGGUCUCUGCGUAUGGUUACGAGGGUUUUGAUGGUGAUGCCAACGACUUCUUCCGCGUUGAGAUUGUCAAGCAAAAGUCCAAGUCUGGUGUCGCCCAACAGCGCGUCCGCACCAUCGACACCAAGUUCAGGCUCGUGCAUGUCAUGACCGGUUGCGUGCUCUUCUCGCACAAAGUCAAGCUCCCGGAGUGGGCUUCGGAACAGCAAGAAGUUACCUGCGCCCGCGGCGGCACGCUUCCCAACAGCUUGUGGCACAUUGAGUCCAACGACCACCCCAAGCUGGGCAAGGACGCUGAGACGGUCAACUAUGCCAACCCUGGCUUCUUUGGCAAGUUCUGGGAGCUGCAGAAGGUCAUGUGGAAGACGAAUGCCGGCCUCGUCGAGUCCCACGCCUGGGAUUCUCGUCCCCCUUCGUGGCCUAUCCUCAACCGCGGCAUCAACUUCUGGGGCAAGGACCACCGCCAGAUCUAUCUGAUCGGCAACCCCGUCAUCUGGUGGAGCGCCACCGCGGCCAUUGUCAUUUACGUCUUGUUCAAGGGCAUUGCUGUUCUCCGGUGGCAGCGCAGCUGCAACGACUACUCGAUUCCUGUCUUCAAGCGGUUCGAUUACGAGAUCGGUACCUCGGUCCUUGGCUGGGCUCUUCACUACUUCCCCUUCUUCCUCAUGCAGCGCCAGCUCUUCCUCCACCACUACUUCCCCGCGCUCUACUUUGGCAUCAUCGCCUUCUGCCAGAUCUACGACUUCACGACGACGCGUAUCUCCGGCGUUGGCCUGAGGGAGAACCCCAUCAUCGGCAAGGCUGGCGCCAUUGGUUUCCUUGUCCUGUCCAUGGCCGCCUUCACUCUCCUCUCUCCUCUGGCCUACGGCAACCCCUGGACCAAGGCGGAGUGCAAGCGUGUCAAGCUUUUCACCACCUGGGACUGGGAUUGCAACACCUUCCCGGACAGCUACGACGCGUACCAUUCCGUGCGUUCCACCCCCGCGGCCGCACAGACACCUCAGAAAUCGGUCGAGGCCCAAAAGGCCCCUCCUGCGGAGCCCCCCGUGGCGGGUGAUCAGCAGGACCAGGUCCCCAUCGCCGAUGCUCAACAGCAGAAGCCUCAGGAUGGCAAGGCAGAUGUUUCGGGCGCGCCCGUGGCCGACAAGCGGCUUCUCCACACCGAGGAGCGUGUCGAGUACCGCGACCAGGACGGCAACCUCCUGGACGAGGAGCAGGUCAAGGCUCUCGAGGGCAAGGUUGAGUUCAAGACGCGCUAUGAAACCCGCACUCGGGUUGUGGACGCCCAGGGAAACGAGGUCCUGUUGCCGGCUGACGAGCAGCCGGCGGAGGCGCAGGAACAGGGAGAGCCUGUGGCCGCGGGCGUUGCCCCGCCCCACCCGGAUGUUGAGGGUGCCAACAGCGAGACGGCGAAGCGGGUCGUCCCCGAUGAGCCGAUUCCGGAGCCGAAGAAGAGCGUGGAGGGCGAAAAGGAGCGCGAGGAGAAGGCUGCCAAACCCGCCAGCGAGAAGAAUGAGGCCAGCGCCAAGGUGGAUGAGCUCUAAGCUCUCGGUCGGUGACCCGACGAUCGGUGAGCAAGUGUAGGAUUAAUACCGGGUGAAGGCGUCAUCACCCUACCCUAUCCAUCUGUUGUACCACUUCACUGGGCGUUUACCUGCCCCGUUGACCGGCAUCUAAUGAAAAGAAAGGGGGAUAAGGAGUUUGUAAGGAGAUUGUAGAAGGAUUUGGUUAGCUCUAUGUGACGAGAAAGGAUGGUUUCUCAAUCUCAUUUGUUAUCAAUGCCUGAGCGAGAGAGGGAUGGAUGGUGCUUCUCGAUGGCAUGAAGGACGCACUUGACUCGGCAUCAUGACGAGGACGACUCACCAAUCCUGGAUUUUUCCCAAGUCAUUUCACUCUAGAUGAAUAGAGCUCCAUAACUCCGA